GAUGGUCGAUUACUCGAUGUGCGGCAGGGGUGCAGCUCUGCCCGUUCGCUCAGCCCUGGAAAACCACGCCAGUCAUUUUUGUUUUGAUAAGGAUACGGAUACAAAAAGAGCGUGGCCUGGAAAAACUGCAGAAACGGCGGAGAAAGCGCCCCAAAACCGAGCGAAAACGGUGAAAACUGAUCGUUGGGUAGUGCGCGAAAAAGUGGCCGCGGAUUGAGCACCCCCAAACGCUACGUGGAAGCGUAAGCAGCGUGUGCAAGAAGAGGAGAAGAAGAAGCAGCAGCCCAGCAAAAGUACACAGAAGUGCAAACCAGACGGCUGAAAUAACAAAUCAAAGAAGGCCCCAAAGGGAGCGGCAGUGGAAGUAACUGCGGGGGCGGGGAAUGGCCGAGGGUCGUCGGUGGCCGCCAUUGUGUAACGCCGCCGAUGGGCAGACUCUAGAUCCGCGCUAGGAUCUUUCGAAUAUCAUGCAUCUGAACCAUGCGACAGCCGCCACGGCAGCCAUGGCCAACUAUCAGCACUACCAACUGCCAGCCUCUCAUGGCGGUGGUGGCGGAGGAGGAGGUGGCGGUGGAGGAGGGAGCAAUGGUGGAUCUGGGCCCGGUCCCAAUUCUGGACAGCAGCAGCCCACCACACUGGCCAGCCUCCAACAGAGUCCCUUUGCCCUGCACCAACUUACCGCCGUGCAGGCCAUCCAGCACCCCACCCACCAAGCCAUGCUCCAUCCACAGCACCCGCUGGUCCAUUUGCUGGACAUAUCCACCACCACAGCGAACAGUGGCGGUGGAGGCGGGGGCAGCCACACGCCCAUUUCGCCCAUGAAACAGGAGGUGCAGAGCGUCAUUAGCGAGGAGGAGGUGGUGGUAGACGAUCCGCGCAAGAAGAAACAGUGCCACGUGUGCAAGAACAAGUUCCGGCAGCUGACCACGUUACGCAACCACAUGAAGAUCCACACGGACGAGCGGCCCUACAAGUGCAAACACUGCGACAAGGCCUUCCGCCAGAUCUCGACGCUGACCAACCACGUAAAAAUCCAUACCGGAGAGAAGCCGUUCACCUGCAACAUCUGCGCUAAGGACUUUCGCCAGCAGAGCACCUUGAUCAAUCACAUCAAGACGCACAAGGCGGCGGAGUCCAGCACGCCAACUUCCCUAUUGAACUAUCAACCGCAGACUGGCAGCGGAAAACACCGGAAGUCCCAGAUGCACCAGGCCUACCAGCAGCAGCAUCAGCGCGUCCAAAUCUCAAAGACCUUGUACUCCGGCAGCUACAGCUCGCCGGCGGCCGAGGAGCUGGUGAAGCCGUUCCAGUGCAGCGUUUGCAAGCGCCGCUUUCCGCAGCUGAGCACGCUGCACAACCACGAGCGGACCCACAUCGAUCCUAAGCCGUACAAGUGCGAAACGUGCGACAAGUCCUUUAGCCAGCUGGCAACGCUGGCCAACCACAAGAAGAUCCACACGGGCGACAAGCCGUACACGUGUUCCUACUGCCACAUGCAGUUCCGCCAGCAGAGCACCCUUACCAACCACUUAAAGACGCACACGCAUCAGAUCGCACCUGGAGGCGCCGGUGGAGUAGGAGGCGGCGGAGGCGCCGUCACAGCCACAGUGGAUCACUCAAUGCCCGCUCCUCUGGCACCCGGGACGCAGCAGCUAACCAGUGGGCUGUUGCCGAACAACCUGCACGGCAGCACGGCGAACAUCAUCCAGCUGGACCACCAUCCGCUACUGCAUUUCCUCGACGGCAGCACCACGGUCAGCUCGGUCAGCACGGCGGCGGCCAACACCAAGGUGGAGCAUUUCCAAACGGGCGGUUCGCCGUCGGGGCGGAUGACCGUGGUGGGCACCAUCAACAUGCUGAAGGGCGACAAUCCCGACCGACCGUUCGGCUGCAGCGUUUGCCAGCGGUUCUUCUCGCAGCAGAGCACCUUGGUCAAUCACAUCAAGACGCACACCGGAGAGAAGCCGUACAAGUGCAAGAUCUGCGAGGUCAACUUCCGCCAGGUGGCCACGCUCAACAACCACAUGAAGAUCCAUACCGGCGAAAAGCCCUACAACUGUUCCUACUGCCCCAAACAGUUCCGGCAAAAGAGCACGCUGCAAAACCACCUGCGGGUGCACACCUGCUAGACCCACGUCAGAUCCAGAUCGCAACGCGAUCCAGGUCCGCAACCAGCCAGCCAGUCAAGCAGCCAUUGAGGAAUAGUGCAAUAUGCAUGCCACAUAGCACAUACACUUAUAGAUCGCAUAUACGGCAUACGAAUACGAUUACAUGAAUACUAUAUUUGAAUAUAUACUCGAAAGUGUUAUUUACCUGCUGUGCAGAGCGCAAUUGUAUGUAACUAUAUCGUAGAGAGCUGAUCCACAUGCGUGUCCAAUUGUAAAUUAAGGCUAGCCGUAUUGGCAUAAGCCACACAUGAUAUGAUACAGGGUGUUUAAGCCUAAACUCUUUACUAUCCUAAGAUGGUUCGAUUUGAGUCGGUGUGUUAAAGGUAUUUUAAGGCACGUCAAAGCCAUUUAGUCUAAGACUUUUUAUUAUCUUUUUAAACCCAUUAAUUUCUUGUUUUCUUAAGCUUUGUAAAUGAAACAUUGGCACCCGCUUAAGUUGGGUUGCUGUUUUUAAAUAGCAAGCAAAAUUACUACAUUGCACAAAUUAACAAACUUUUAUAUUUCCUUUACAAGGAACAUCUAACUUAAAGAAAGAUUGAUAUUGUUUAAAACUGGUAUAAUUCAAGUUAUAAUAUUUGUUUAAAGGCCAAAUGGUCAAGUGUUAUUAAGAUUUCUUUAGCACCGAAGCUUCAUUAGAACUCAAAUCGAUCCACUCUACAGCUAUCCUCCUUCGCAACUGUUGUCAUCCAUGCCCCCAGUUCCCCCGACCCCUACCAAUUAGUUCCGAGUAUCGGCUUCACUCAGCUUUUCUCGUCGUGUUAAAUGUUAAGCCCGCCAGCAAAGUAAAGUAAAUUAAUUAAAAGUAAAACUAGUUAUUGCUAUACUAUGUGUAAUCCCGCCCGCUCUAAACCUACAUAACGCGUCAUCGCAACCGAACCGAACGGAAAUCGAAAACAGCAACUAUAUAUAAGUGUACUCUUAGCGCAUAUUUAGCAGCAUCUUCUACUCACAUGACUAGACGCGGAGCAAAGGCGAUCGCAUAAAUAAUCAAUAAUACAUUUAAUGAACGAAAGAAUGAAAACCGAGUUGCUUAUAGAACAAAAACUUAGAAAACAGAGAGACAAGAGUCCCUAAAUUAAGUGAAUCGAUGAGGAGAAAAAAGUAAAGCGAGUAAAACCAGAUAUAAUUGAAUUGAUACAGAUCGAUCGUAAAUGUUGUAGAGAAUAUAUAGUAUAUAUAAAUAUAUAUAAACUACUUGUAAAUGUAAGCGAAGCGAAGAGCUAAAACAACAAUAAAACAUGCAAAACAGAAACUGUAA
This is a messenger RNA of Drosophila teissieri, 3426 nucleotides long. RefSeq names its product zinc finger protein 501. Bases 468 to 2129 code for a protein of 553 amino acids. Gene Ontology annotation, biological process: regulation of transcription by RNA polymerase II. Gene Ontology annotation, molecular function: RNA polymerase II transcription regulatory region sequence-specific DNA binding; DNA-binding transcription factor activity, RNA polymerase II-specific. Gene Ontology annotation, cellular component: nucleus. NCBI's taxonomy places the organism in Eukaryota, Metazoa, Arthropoda, Insecta, Diptera, Drosophilidae. The transcript has 3 exons. The record is from RefSeq and is a predicted model, not a curated record.